AUACGACUUUUCGUUUUCGCUCCUUCUUAUCGUACCCGUAGCGAUUUUGAGUGCGUGUCAAUUUCUGUUGAUGUCCACUCAGAAACUGCACUAAAUACUAAUUAAUAUUUUUUUACAUUAAAAAUAAGUUCAAAAGUUUGUCGAAACAAAUCAGCAUAAAAAAUCUUGUCAUUAUGUCAGAACAAGUGGAGGAAAUAAUCGAGAGUGUAACUGAGGCGGUUGUCGAAACGGUAGAAAAUGUUACCGAAACUAUCACAAAUGCCAAAACUCCAUCGACUCCUGAAGGUAUGGCCGUUGCAUACGGAAGCCUCGUUAUCAUGGCCAUAUUACCAAUUGUCUUCGGUUCCAUAAGAUCUGUAAAACACCAGAAAAUGAAGAAGGAAUCAGGAGAAAAAGCUGAUACUAUGACAAAUCGCGAUGCCAUGUUCUUCCCCAUCAUUGCCUCGUGCACACUGUUCGGGCUUUAUUUGUUCUUCAAGAUUUUCUCAAAGGGCCGUAUCAACCUGCUCAUAACCGGGUACUUCUUCUUCCUUGGAGUCGUUGCUCUGGCCCAUCUUCUGAGUCCCAUUGUUGGCUCGCUGAUACCAACGUCAAUUCCAAAAAUUCCAUUCCACAUCCUCUUCACCAAAGGUGAGGGCAAAAAGAAGGAAGACAUCGUCAAUUAUAAGUUUUCCACCCACGAUAUUGUCUGCCUGCUGAUAUCCUCCGUUAUUGGAGUUUGGUACCUUCUGCAGAAACAUUGGAUUGCCAAUAAUCUCUUUGGUCUUGCCUUCGCCGUCAACGGUGUGGAACUGCUGCAUUUGAACAACAUCGUCACCGGAUGCAUUCUCCUGAGUGGACUGUUCUUGUACGAUAUAUUCUGGGUAUUCGGAACCAACGUCAUGGUUACUGUGGCCAAGAGCUUCGAAGCUCCCAUCAAACUAGUAUUCCCCCAAGAUCUCAUCACAAACGGCCUGAGUGCCUCAAACUUCGCUAUGCUCGGUCUUGGAGACAUCGUCAUUCCUGGAAUUUUCAUUGCUUUGUUGUUGCGUUUCGAUCACAGUCUAAAGAGGAAGAGUCGCAUUUAUUUCUAUUCGACUUUGGCUGCGUAUUUCAUGGGACUUAUGGCAACUAUUUUCGUCAUGCACGUAUUCAAACACGCACAACCAGCUUUGUUAUACCUCGUUCCAGCUUGCAUGGGUACUCCAUUAUUGGUGGCUCUAAUUCGAGGAGAAAUCAAGCCUUUGUUUGCAUAUGAAGAUCAUCCAGAAGAAAAGAAGGAGAACGAAAAGAAAGAACUUAAAGAUAGCAAGAAAAAAGAAUCAAAGAAAUCCAAAUAAUUUUUUUUUUUGCCAAGAUAAACAAAUCAUUGCUAUUUAAUUGUAUAUAAUAUACAUACGCUAACGUCUUUUUUAAAAUAUAGUAUACGUAUUUGUUUAUAUUAAAAUUUAUUGGUUUAGCAACAAAUGCACACACAAAACUUAUAAAUAAUUUAAAAUUAAGAAAAAAAAAGAAGCUUUUGCUGAUGUUUCAUUUACAACAAAAACAAUUCAAAAUACAAGAAGAACUUAUUACUUGCAUUUUUUUCCCCGAAAGUCUAAAAUUCAAUAAAUGUACGGGUUGAGUGCAUAAUAAAACAGAAACAAUUUAUUAUAAAUUAGUCAGAAAAUAGAAUGGCGAAAAUCAACUUUAUUUAUUUAUUCUCUAAUGCAUUUUAUUUUUUUAAAUGGAGAAUCAAAAUAAACCAACCUUUUCUUAAU
This is a messenger RNA of Eupeodes corollae, 1739 nucleotides long. Its product is annotated as minor histocompatibility antigen H13. The record is from RefSeq and is a predicted model, not a curated record. The transcript is spliced from 3 exons. Gene Ontology annotation, cellular component: lumenal side of endoplasmic reticulum membrane; membrane; cytoplasmic side of endoplasmic reticulum membrane. NCBI's taxonomy places the organism in Eukaryota, Metazoa, Arthropoda, Insecta, Diptera, Syrphidae. Gene Ontology annotation, molecular function: aspartic endopeptidase activity, intramembrane cleaving. Bases 174 to 1319 code for a protein of 381 amino acids. Gene Ontology annotation, biological process: membrane protein proteolysis.